Molecule: messenger RNA, 2310 nt
Organism: Diachasmimorpha longicaudata
Lineage: Eukaryota; Metazoa; Arthropoda; Insecta; Hymenoptera; Braconidae
Gene: barc
Product: 17S U2 SnRNP complex component HTATSF1
Exons: 7
Coding region: 514-2058 (514 amino acids)
Biological process (GO): mRNA splicing, via spliceosome
Cellular component (GO): U2-type spliceosomal complex; U2 snRNP
Molecular function (GO): RNA binding
Source: RefSeq, a predicted model, not a curated record
GAGGUUCCAGAGCAACUGAUGUCUGAUGUCUGGAGAUGCCUCUGCUAUUCUGAGGUUAUGUCGGCUGGUGUUCGACUAUAUGCGGCAUGUGGUGACAACAAAAUUCCAACGUAUCGACCUUCCAAGGCUACAGGGGAAACUCGUGGAUUUUGAGGUUAUGGCCUACAACGUCGUGCCUGUGUUUAUAACAGGUAAUUAAAUUACUACAAGGACAUUGAUUAUUGACAAUAAUGGUGUUACAAUCACCUCGAUGAUGUGAGCACUGUGAUUAGUGCUAUUUUGUUGUUCAUGAAGAGGAAUUUAAUAACCAAACGUGAAAGUGACUCAACCAAUAAUUAUUUCACUGUUGUUUUGUGAAUUGAAAAAUCGGUCUCCUCGAUUAUUGUGAAUAUUUUGACAGAAAUUUAUAGUUUAAUCUAGAACAGUUCCAUUAAUUAUUAACAAAAAAGUGUCUGAAUGAAAAUUCAACGGAAAGUUCAUCAGAUCUGAACUGAUAAAUAAAAAGUGAAGAAAAUGAGUGAUAAAAGUAGUGAUUCCGAAGACUUGAUGGCAAGUGCCACAGAAAAAAGUGUCCCCGGUGUAUCACAAGACGUAAAACCUCUGGAAAAGCCCCAGAAAUCAGAGCUUAAGCCCUCGGAGGGUGACGUCGAGGAGUUUGAUACCGACGAGGAAGAAGAGUCGAACCCCCCAGCCUCGAAAUCGGGGGUUGAUCCUUCUUCUAGUGACUACUCCCAGUACUUGACCUACGAAGGGGAUUUGUGCAUUUAUACAGAGCCAGGAACGGGGAGGAAAUUAAUCUGGGACAAGGAAAAGAAUUCCUGGGUCCCCAGGGAGGCUGAGGGGGCGGAGAACCCCAUGCAGAAUUACGAAUUCGAUGGGAAAAAUUAUGUUUACACUGACAAAACGUCCAAUGUCACUUAUAAAUUCGAUCAAGACAAGAAAGAGUGGGUUGCCAAGGAGAAGGAGGGAGCUGGACCGGAGACCGCUACUCCUGGGGGUGUCUAUGGAUUUGAGGACGAUACUCACACCUAUACUGACCCCAGUGAUGGGUCAGUCUACAUGUGGGAUCGAGAGAAGAAUGCCUGGUUCCCAAAGAUCGAUGAUGAUUUCAUGGCUAGGUACCAGAUGAGCUACGGUUUCACCGAUCCAAACGCUCAUCCUCCCUCUCUCCCGGUGGCGAAACCCGAUGAGAAAUCGAAAAAAGAAGCUGAAAAGGAAUUGAAAAAGAUCGAAGCCAAGAGAAAAGCCGCUGAACCACCGACUUGGUUCGAGGUGGACGAGGCGCACAAUACGGCAAUCUACAUAUCUGGGUUACCGCUCGAUAUUACGAUGGAUGAACUGAUUGAACUCGUUGGUAAAUGUGGUCUUGUUGCCAGAGACGACAAGAAUAAGGAUAAAAUUAAAAUGUACCGGGAUGCCGAGGGUAAUCCAAAGGGAGAUGCAUUGUGCACGUACAUCAAGGUCGAGUCGGUAGAUCUGGCGUUGAAGGUCCUCGAUGGAUCUCAGAUGCGGGGCAAGACCAUCUCCAUCCAGCGGGCGAAAUUUCAGAUGAAGGGACAAUACGAUCCGACGCUGAAACCCAAGCGCAAGAAGAAGGACAAGGACAGGCAGAAAAAAAUUCAGGACAAGUUGUUCGACUGGAGACCGGAUCGUUUGCCCGGUGAGCCAAUGAAGUGUGAGCGCGUUGUCAUCAUAAAGAACUUGUUCACUCCCGAGGACUUUGAUAAGGAUGUUGCACUUCUUCUUGAGUACCAGCAGGACAUACGAUCUGAAUGCAGCAAAUGCGGUGACGUGAGGAAGGUCACGGUUUACGAUAGACAUCCUGAAGGUGUUGCCCAGAUAACAUUUCGUGAGCCAAGUGAAGCGCAGGCUUGCGUACAGUUGUUGAAUGGUCGGUGGUUUGGACAGAGAAAAAUUACCGCCGAUAUAUGGGACGGCAAGACCAAAUACAAAAUUGCUGAAACCGAUGCUGAAAUUGAGGCAAGACUUGACAAGUGGGAUAAGUUCUUGGAGCAAGAGGAUGAGAGGAAAGAGGCGGCAGCGAAAGCUCAAACGUGAAAACAGAAAGACUAUAGUGUCAAUCGUUAUAGAUUACGGAAUAUCAUAAGGUGAUAAGAAAACAGAAUUCUACCUCUCGUUACAGUGCAGAAACAAGAAAAUUCAUUUAGUCAAGACGCGGGUGUCAGUGAUGUAUUUCUGAUGAUGAGGUUAGUUAUUUAGCAUGUGUUCUUGUACUUGAAUGCCUUACCUGAAGUCCUGAUAUUUUCUUGGACCGACAAAAUAAAUAGUUAUUCCAUCCUCCCAAAGUAA